Molecule: messenger RNA, 1097 nt
Organism: Zalophus californianus (California sea lion)
Lineage: Eukaryota; Metazoa; Chordata; Mammalia; Carnivora; Otariidae
Product: endogenous retrovirus group K member 6 Env polyprotein-like
Exons: 2
Coding region: 277-750 (157 amino acids)
Source: RefSeq, a predicted model, not a curated record
CUCAAGACGGAACCAAGGGAGGGCAGGGAGGAACCUGUGGAACUUGUUUAUGUCCUAUUGUUAUAUAACCUGAACCUAUAUAAAGUGUGUAAGUAAGAAUAAAGUUGUUGCUCGCGGCAUCCCCGUGGGCAACCCUCCUGUUCCCAUACUUUUAUGUUUCAUUCUCUUACCCUCAUCCCUGUUCGACCUUGCACGCGGGCCGUGACAAGUGGCGCCCGAACAGGGACCUGAGCACAUGAAAGAGGAUCCUAGACACUGACGUUGCAAACAUUCAGGAUGAGGAGACGCCGCGCUGGCUCCCGCUCCGAUGCGUCCGCAUUAUCCGUGAUGGUUUGCAGAAUGAGGCGGCUCCAGAUCCGCUCCGGGAGGACGAGGAGACGCCCCGCCUCGGAUCAGAGGAAAAUAACAUGGGGAGACAUCAAAGCCCUGAUCGCUCGAGCUGAGGCCACCGUGCGUGAGUCGGGCCAGCCAGUCACGGCUAUUGCCCUUUUUCUUGCCAUGCUAUCACUCUUGACUCUUGACUCUGCCCAGACCUCUCCUUACUGGGCUUUUGUCCCGGACCCUCCUACCGCGAGGGCGGUCACCUGGAAGGAUCCCUCACCCAAGGUGUUUACUAACUUCACAGACAUUUUUGAUGGGCCUGAGAUUUCCGGCCUCACUCAUGCCGUGGCGCCUUUUAACUGGACCAGCCUGGCUUCUGCCCCCCCCAUUUGUUUCCAGGCCAUCGAUGGCCCUGAGGCACCCCAUUAAGGAUGCGUGGUCACUUCACCAGUCUCCCGAAGAAUCCGCUCUUGGUAUGGAACUGAGCCACCUAGAGGAGACACUUUGACACCUCAUGUAAUGGUGGAGAAUUGGGACAUCAACGAGGUUGUCCUUCAACAUCGACGGCCCCUGCCUGUUGGCCGUUUCGGACCCACUUCCAGAUCCCUUGAGACCCCAUACCUUGACUAUCCCCUCUGCAAAUCUGACUUAACGUGGAAAACCUACGGACCCUCUUGGAAGACCUGCGUUCAUCACAACCCAGAGAUUGUGACUCCCCAUGGCAUACCUGAUACUUAUAUAAUUGACUGGUCAAAAGACGGGGAUCUCCCUUUGCG